AUGGAAUAUCAGAUAUUGAAAAUGUCUCCCUGCCUGCUUGUCCUCCUGCUUCUCAUCCCCGGCGUUCUGUGUAUCUGUCCUCACCAAUGUACAUGCUCCGAAAAGCACAGGCGUGUGGACUGUUCAGGCAGAAACUUGACUCUCUUGCCACCUGGGCUCCAAGAGAACAUUGUCCACUUAAACCUGUCUUCUAACCUCUUUACUGAUCUUCACAACCAACUCACUCAAUACACCAACCUGAGGACCCUCGAUGUGUCGAACAACAUGCUGGAGCGCCUCCCAGAGCAGCUGCCCAGGUCACUCUGGGAAAUGUAUGCCACCAACAAUGCCAUCAAACUUCUUGACAAGUCGGAUACUGCUUAUCAAUGGAACCUUCAGCGCCUUGAUGUUUCUCAGAAUAUGCUAGAAAGGGUUGUUCUCAUAAAAAAUACCCUCAGCAGCCUCAAGUUUCUCAACCUUAGUAGUAACAAACUCUGGACAGUCCCAACUAACAUGCCUUCCAACAUACAGACGGUGGACUUAUCCAACAAUUCUCUGACACAAAUUCUCCCAGGGACAUUAGUAAAGCUGAUAAAUCUCACCCAUCUUUACCUACACAACAAUAAGUUCACGUACAUUCCUGAUCGAGCCUUUGACCAGCUAUCUCAGCUGCGAGUAAUAACUCUGUACAACAAUCGAUGGGCAUGCGAUGACAAACAAAAUGUCACUUAUUUACUGAAAUGGGUAUUGGAGACAACAGCAGAGGUGAUUGGGUCUCCAUGUUCCAAUACUACAAUGCCCUGGCAGAAUCACACGGAACAAUCUACCCUUUCUGCAAUUCCCUCCAGUAUGUUCACUGUCAGUAGCACACAGGCCACGGAUGCCAUUAGCUCCUUGGGUCUAGAAACGCAACAUAAGGUGACCAAAAUACCCAAACAAUAUCGAACAAGGGAGUCCACAUUAAGUGCCACACUGAGCAAAAGUGUAGUCCUUACAAGCACUGAUAAGCCUUUGGUUCUCUACCCAGAAGACCUGCCCACGGGAAAGACAAAUUCCCACGAGGCAGCAGCUGCAACACUGACCAUUCACAUCCAAAACGCAACGGUCUUAAACACGAGCUUCAAGAGCUCAACAAAAUCCUCCACCACUCCCAUGACCCUCAGCAUCACUAGUGGUAUGCCAAGCAGCUUUUCCGAAAUAGCUCAGCAAAGCACAACUCUUACCUUAAGGAGAGAGGAGACAACCACCAAUGCUUUUAAUACUCGCUUACUUUCCACAGCAAGUAUUUGGAAAGUCCAUGUGUCGCAUGUCUUAAUGAUCAAUAUCAUUGUAAUAAUGAUCAUGCUGAUUGGCUGA
Molecule: messenger RNA, 1335 nt
Organism: Gracilinanus agilis (Agile Gracile Mouse Opossum)
Lineage: Eukaryota; Metazoa; Chordata; Mammalia; Didelphimorphia; Didelphidae
Gene: OMG
Product: oligodendrocyte myelin glycoprotein
Exons: 1
Coding region: 1-1335 (444 amino acids)
Biological process (GO): neuron projection regeneration
Molecular function (GO): protein binding
Source: RefSeq, a predicted model, not a curated record